Molecule: messenger RNA, 1243 nt
Organism: Vigna umbellata (rice bean)
Lineage: Eukaryota; Viridiplantae; Streptophyta; Magnoliopsida; Fabales; Fabaceae
Source: RefSeq, a predicted model, not a curated record
AUCAGUUUCAAGUGUUUGGCAUACCAUAGCAUGAGUAGUUCUCACCAUCAACCAUGUCCAACGAUCCAAGGUCUCUGAGUUACUCCUUUCUAACUCACUUCAACAUGGCGAUGGCAGACCCAGAACCUUGGUCGUUCCUCACCCUCGUUUUCCUGUGACUUUUUUCUUUACAUCCUCAAACUCACAAACUUUGGGGUGUGUUUCUUUUUGUGUCGGUUUCCUUGUCUUUUGGCUUUCUUGGUUGCAGAAAAUGGGCAUGGGGGAGAAGAGUCCAAGGAGUUUCCAAUUGCACCAUCGUGAUGGGAAGAAGCAAGAGUUCAGAGGGGUGCCAAAAGGGUGCAUGGCAAUUAAGGUUGGUCAAGGAGAAGAGCAACAGAGGUUCGUGGUUCCUGUCAUGUACAUCAACCAUCCUCUCUUCAUGCAGCUUCUCAAGGAGGCAGAGGAAGAAUACGGUUUCGACCAGAAGGGAACCAUAACCAUCCCUUGCCACGUUGAGGAAUUCAGAAACGUCCGGGGUCUGAUUGAUAGGGACAAGUCCCUUCACCACCACCAUGUUGGUUGCUUUGGCUUCUGAAUUCGGCUCCUAACCAAGGUUUUAACAAAUGGGUUUUGUCCACAGUUUUCUAAAUAUUCAGAAUUCUGAAGAGACUGGUGUGACUUUAAUUUAAAACCUUGGUGAAACCAUGGAGAUAGAAUUGAUCUUUGGCAACAAAUCGGCACUCCUUUAGUUUUUCAAUGAUUAUCUCAUGUAAAUUUGCUAGCUUUUAGAUUUAUUUUUGGUAGUGUUUGGUUUUAUGUGAAAGAAAGUUCCUUAGAUAGGUGAAGGUGAAGACAAUAGAAUGUUGUUUCUUCCCAAUGGUACUUACUUUUUUUCUAUAUUGCUAGGAAUCGUUAUGGAAAAAGGAGAUGCUUUUCUUUUCUUUUCUAUUCUUUUUCUUGUGAAGAAUUUUUCACGCGCUGGAAUAAUUGGUACACCACUCUUUCUGGAAAGAGAAGAAAUCGAAAAAGAAGGAAUUGACGGUAAGUAGGGCCGAAAUUUUGUUUCUUUUCCUCUCUUUUGAGUCACUGAAUUCCUCUCACUGUAACACAUGGGGUUCCUUUCUUAAUUAAUCUCUGAUUACAAAAAAAAAAUCGAGUCUUUCUGUCACUGUAGAUGAUGGGGCUUGUGAGCUGGGGUUACAUUCUUGAUUAAGCUCAGAUUAUCUAAAUUACGAAAAUCUGUGGUGGUGUGUACCGGUGGCCA